GGAAAACAGAAGCGGAAGUGGAGCUAAUCAACAUGGCAGCAGCGUGGCGAGCGAGAAAACGAUACAAAAUGUAAAGAAUACAGAGUUUUUAUGCAUGAAUUUUUAACAAGACAUACAAAUGUCGCAAAUGUCAUUAACGCCGCUACAUCAGGCGCUUAGAAAGGCUUUCCAAUGUAUUGAAAACAACCAAAGAACGUGGCGGACGGUGCUGGACGAGUGCGGUCCGCUGAUGGUUUCACUGGGAAACUUAGCGGAGCAGUUUGUGGCGCUGUCUAAAGUGGAUUUGUACAAAACGCCGCUCAAAGUGUUUCCAGAUCUGGAGGAAAAACUGAGGUUCAAACUUCACCAUGCCACGGACACAGUCAUGGGCAAACUCCACGAGAAGCUCUCGUCUCUUCAGUCUGUGCGGGACUCAAUCAGUUCACAGGUUUCCUCCGUGUUUCAGAUCCAAGAGCAGCUCAGUCAAACUCUGGACAUCUCAGUUUUAACAGAACGAUCAGCCACAGUGCCGUCUGUUGCUGAUAUGAUGCAGUGGCUCCAGGACGCAGACAGACAUUACAGACAACAGUUUGUAAAGAGGAAAUCUCUGCUGUUGACUCUGAGACCAGACGACUUUUCUCAGAUGGAAUCGGCUCCUGACAGAUGGAACUCACUGGAGUCUCCAAACACAGAGCACAGGAUCACUGACAUGCUGUGUAAAGUUUCCUUCUUUACGGAGUCACAGUGAAGACUAUAAAAUGGAGUUAAGGUGGACCCAAAAAACUACUAGACAAAAUGAUCAGAAGAAAUCUAUGGUGUAUGAACUUUAAAAACACAGAGGAGCAUCACUUUAUGACAUCAGCAGGUGGAACAUUUGGAGCAUUUUGAGCUCUUGAAAAGGAGAUGGAGUGGAUAUGUGAGAUUACUCAAACAUAAAUGAAAUAAAAAACUUCAUGUAUAUUUUAAAGUUGUUACUUAAUUUUGUGCACAGUUAAAAUUUAAAUAAAUAAAUGCAUUUUUGUUUCUUU
Messenger RNA from Periophthalmus magnuspinnatus, 1007 nucleotides. It is a transcript of the gene airim, whose product is annotated as c19h1orf109 homolog (H. sapiens). The coding region runs from base 119 to 727 and encodes 202 amino acids. Gene Ontology annotation, cellular component: nucleus; cytoplasm. Lineage: Eukaryota; Metazoa; Chordata; Actinopteri; Gobiiformes; Gobiidae. The transcript has 4 exons. The record is from RefSeq and is a predicted model, not a curated record.